Rhipicephalus sanguineus (brown dog tick) is the source of this 494-nucleotide messenger RNA. RefSeq lists its product as uncharacterized. The transcript has 5 exons. The record is from RefSeq and is a predicted model, not a curated record. NCBI's taxonomy places the organism in Eukaryota, Metazoa, Arthropoda, Arachnida, Ixodida, Ixodidae. The coding region runs from base 68 to 436 and encodes 122 amino acids.
UGCCUGCGCUAAGGAGUCACGGCCAUCGCCAGUAACUGUUGAAUCCUCGUCGUUUUCAGCACGAAAAAUGAACUCGAGGAUGCUGCUCGGCCUGGUGCUCGUCGGUGUGGUGGGGCUUGCCUACGCGGAUCACCACGGAGGCCAACCAGGCUCUGUCUGCGCACUGGAAGAAAAUACCAAGCGCGCACUUAUUGCAUGUGUCCAGACUCAUCUAAAUGCAGAAACUACCCAGAAGCUGAGCACUGUGAAGGAGCAGCUUCACUGCGAAGACGUCCACUGCGUUUUCGUCAGAAUCUGCGAUAGGAACAAUGGCACAUUGGAACACCCUUCCAACGAGUUCUUCUCGGAAGCCGAAAAGACUGAUAUGCGCACUGCUGUCCUAACCUGCCGUGACAACCUGCAGCGCCAGGCUAGCGAGGCUGCCAAGACAAGCUAAAUACGACUACACGUGCCUAAAUAUGUUGUAUUGGUUUUAGAAUAAAAUCCUAUAGGCU